AUGAGUUUCAGCCCACAAGUGUACGGUAACGGGCCCCGAUCUCCAUACGAACCGAUCGUUCCACCGCCAUCUGAAUCACCACCGGAUCCAUUGAAUUCACGUGUCGAAUCAUCGGCAGUCUAUUCUACGGAGAGAACUGAUUAUCGAUCUCCAUCCUCCCGCUCAUCUCGUCCCCCAUCGCGUGCUCCUCGUUCUCCAUCAUUCUAUCAGCCAAGACGUUCAAAUUCUCGAUCCUCCACCACCUCCUACCAUCGCAAUCGUCCCUACAACCCCUCCAUUGCUCAUCACAACAAUCCACGUGGCUAUUCUGGAGGAUCAUCGUCAUCAUCUCGUCACUAUCCAUCAUCGUUUCGUAGUGGUGGUGGUCAGAAUAGCUAUCAGAAUAGCUAUAGUGGCUCGUCGUCACGUCAUCGUGGAUCUUCAGAAUACAAUUCUAGAAGCUCAAAUUCGUCGCAUUCGUGGCGCUCGUUUAGCAAUCGUAACGAUAAUAGAAAUAAUUCUAGUGGAAAUGGAUGUUUUUGA
This is a messenger RNA of Caenorhabditis briggsae, 522 nucleotides long. The record is from RefSeq and is a predicted model, not a curated record. The transcript is spliced from 2 exons. Bases 1 to 522 code for a protein of 173 amino acids. Lineage: Eukaryota; Metazoa; Nematoda; Chromadorea; Rhabditida; Rhabditidae.